Effrenium voratum is the source of this 381-nucleotide messenger RNA. NCBI's taxonomy places the organism in Eukaryota, Dinophyceae, Suessiales, Symbiodiniaceae. The record is from the annotation of a GenBank genome assembly.
AUGGGGGGCGAGGGCCGAAAUGCAGCGGACAUGGAGGUCAUGUUCGACAUGUCCAAGAAGGAGCAGGGCAACCCCUCCAACAACUACAAGAAGCUGCACCGAAGGGUCAAGCAAGACUUCAAGGUGUCCACCAACAAGGACAUCAUCAACUUAGAGAGGCUGAGAGCCGCGAACCUGGUGAUCUUUGCAGGGCCCAGGGAGAUGUUCUCGAGCGACGAGUUCACGGCCAUCAAGGACUACCUCAGUGAGGGAGGCAGCAUCCUUUUCCUUGUGGGAGAGGGUGGCGAAGGAAAGAGUAACACCAAUGUGAACUACCUCCUGGAGGAGUUUGGUAUGAGCGUCAACAACGAUGCGGUGGCCGGCGCACUGAGUUUCUGCUGA